Messenger RNA from Trichechus manatus latirostris (Florida manatee), 3050 nucleotides. RefSeq names its product RAB28, member RAS oncogene family (gene RAB28). Gene Ontology annotation, biological process: regulation of exocytosis. NCBI's taxonomy places the organism in Eukaryota, Metazoa, Chordata, Mammalia, Sirenia, Trichechidae. The transcript is spliced from 7 exons. Gene Ontology annotation, molecular function: GTP binding; GTPase activity. The coding region runs from base 56 to 871 and encodes 271 amino acids. The record is from RefSeq and is a predicted model, not a curated record.
AGGGGGCGGGGUCCCGCGCAGGGGGCGGGGAGGCGGGCAAGAUGGCGGCUGGCGAAUGAUUGGCCCCGGAUCCCACCAGCAGCAGCGGAGACCCCGGGGCGGGGGGUUCUCCUUCGAGUGCCGUCCUUCCUCCUCUCCCCCGCCCCCGGAGCCCCUUCCCUCCACUCACUCCUCCGCCUCGAGGGGCGGGCCUGGUUCUCGGGACAGCAUGUCGGACUCUGAGGAGGAGAGCCAGGACCGGCAACUGAAAAUCGUCGUAUUGGGGGACGGCACCUCCGGGAAGACUUCCUUAGCUACGUGUUUUGCUCAAGAAACUUUUGGGAAACAGUACAAACAAACGAUAGGACUGGAUUUCUUUUUGAGAAGGAUAACGUUGCCAGGAAACUUGAAUGUUACUCUUCAAGUUUGGGAUAUAGGAGGACAGACAAUAGGAGGCAAGAUGUUGGAUAAAUAUAUCUAUGGAGCACAGGGAAUCCUCUUGGUAUAUGAUGUUACAAAUUACCAAAGCUUUGAGAAUUUAGAAGAUUGGUAUUCUGUGGUGAAGAAAGUGAGCGAGGAGUCAGAAACUCAGCCACUGGUUGCCUUGGUGGGCAAUAAAAUUGAUUUGGAGCACAUGCGAACAGUAAAACCUGAAAAACACUUGCGGUUUUGCCAGGAAAAUGGCUUUAGUAGCCACUUUGUCUCAGCCAAGACAGGAGACUCUGUCUUCCUGUGUUUUCAGAAAGUUGCUGCUGAAAUUCUUGGAAUCAAAUUAAACAAAGCAGAAAUAGAACAGUCACAGCGUAUUGUCAGGGCAGAAAUAGUGAAGUAUCCGGAAGAAGAUAAUCAACAUUCCAGCUCUGCUCAGAGUAAAAUCUGUUCAGUGCAGUAGUUCAGGUAUUAAUGGAUAAAUUAUUGCAAUUUGGGGAGAAGGAUGGGGAGAAAUAGUGAAUGCUAUCUUGUUCUUUAUUCCUUAUGAGUGGAGAAGUUGAGAUAAUUAUUAUACAUUCCUGAGAAUUAAUAUUGCAUAAGUACUGUUUUAGGACUUUGAAAAAUUGGUUCUUUGCCAGGAAACUUAUGAAUUAAACAAGAAAUUGGGAACAAAUUAAAAUAACAGUUCAGGUACUUUUAAACAUAUUUGUCUUUAUGGUUGUGUUUAUUACAUGUGUAGUGAAGUGGAGAAUUGACGCAGUUAUUUCAUUAUUCAUUCCUUGCUAUUUUAUCUGAGAUAACCUGCUAACUGAAAGAGUAUUUUAUAGAUUUUUUUAAAAGUUAGUUUUUUUUUUCUCCUUGUGUAUGCAGACUUAGUAAAAGAGUUGAAAACAGAAAAAGAUUUGUUUUACUUUAAAAUAUUACUUAGAGAUUAGGGCAUAUCGCUAAAUUCAUCUUUUAAGAUAUUCCUUGAAAUGUGGUUAUAAGGAAGGAGGGAAGAGUUAAAAGUGUCUUUUGGCUUAAAUAAUUAUAAAAAUAUGAUGUAAUUUUCUAAACUUGUCAUUUUUGCCAUAUUUUGUCAAAGUCAUUAUUCGUAGCCCAGUAGUAAGCUAUUUGGGAGUAAGUUAGGGGUUUGGGAGGAAAGUUUUAAAAAUUGGGUUGUUCAAAACAUAUCUGCUUUAUAUGUGUCCUCAUUAGCAUUUAUACCUCUUCUUACUAACUCACAAACUGCUGUAAAUGUUCUAAAUUAUAUAAUGGCUUAUAUAAUAAGUAAUGACUUUUUUACUUUGAAAUGAUGAGGCAAUGGUCUUCUCUACAAAUUAAAAUGUGUGUGUGAUGAUUCAUUUUAAUUCCUUUGCUUUAAAUUAUAACCAGGGUUUACUUUUUCAUAUUGACUUGUCACUUUUUAUGAGGCUUGUGAUAACCUCAAGUUAAUGUCAUGCAGCCAGGGGAGACUCAAUAAGUCAGUUGCUGCUGCUUCCUUAAAAAAACAAACAAACAAAAAACAAGAAAGCCCCAACUCUACAUUAGUUUGUUCUGGUUGAUUCUUUCAAUAUCAGCUCCCGCUUCAUUUAUGAUGUCUAUCUUCAGGAGGUCACCAAAGUUCCUAAAAUAAAAAUAUACUUUAAGGAGUUGUUUCUAAAUGUUCUGAUUUCCUGAUAAUAACUCUGUUUUCUUUUAUGACAGAGGGUGGUGAAGGCAGAUAUUGUAAACUACAACCAGGAACCGAUGUCAAGAACUGUUAACCCUCCUAGAAGCUCUAUGUGUGCAGUUCAAUGAGAGCAGUUUCCCUUUGUAUUGAUAGUUCUGGCUGCCCUUCACCUCUGUAGACCCGGAGACUUCUAGGAACUUUGUUUUAUCAGUGACCAUCUCUGUAGUUCAGUUAACACUUUCCUCCCAGCUUGCUUCAUCAGUGUUGCCUCCAAGCCCCAGGCAGCUCCUUGGACUGGAAAGAAUUCAACUCGGGACCACACACUUUGAAUUCCAAAUGGAAAGCCUAUUCUCUGGAGUUAGACCGCUUCAGUGAAAAAGAGUGAAGUUGGUUCUCUUUUUGUCUUCACUUUUUUUUUUUUGCCUUGAUGUAAAUUGUUCAAACACGUAUGAAAACUAUCCAAGUCUUGAUUAGCCAGCCGGCUUUAUUGCCACAGCAGUUUCCUUCUCUUAUCAGGACUCAUACAUGGCACAGUAUACUUCAGAGCGCAAACAUUUAAACAAGUUGUAUAUUUUAUCUACAGAUACUUAAGAAGACAUUCUUUUGCUAUCUUAUUGUGAGUGAAAACAUAUAAAGCUGUAUCUAACUGAAAAUGCUUGAAAUAAAGCUGUAAUAGUAAUAUUUUUUUUCACUUUUUAAAAAAGGCCCUAAAUUGUUUAUAUUUAGUAGCUUGUAAUUCAUAAAGUAGUGAGUGUUUGAUAUUGUAUUUUUCUUAGUAUAUCAUGGUCGUUAUGUAUUGUGUGAUACUCAGGUUAGAUGGCUUUAUGAAUUUUAAUAAAUGUUCAGCAGAUGCUCCAGGUGGAAUUUCUCCUGCAAACUGCUUAAGAGUACUCCCAGGAUGAGUUAGGACAGAUUGUUGGAUCAUUGUGGAUCAGACUGUACCUGACGUUCAGAUGUUUCUCUCCCACAAAUAAAUCUAUUUAAAUUA